CGCCGCCGCCCGACGCGUCGAUUUUCCAUCGCACACAAUGGCAAAGAAAGGCAAGACCGAGCACGAGCAGAGCUACUCGCCGCGCGACAUCGUCCUCGCCAAGGUGCGCGGGUACCCUGCAUGGCCCGGCAUGGUCGUCGACCCGGACACCGUCCCGCCCACCGUCGCCAAGGAGCGGCCACAGGGGAAAAAGAGCACGUUCUACUGCGUGCGCUUCUUCCCAGCCGGCGAUUACGCGUGGAUAGUGCCCAAGGACAUCUCGCGGCUGCAGAAGCACGAGAUCGAGGCGUACAUCUCCGAGCCGCACAAAAAGUCGGGGGACCUGCUCAUCGGGUACAAGACGGCCCUGAACCCCGAAAAAUGGGAGGAGGAGCGUGAGAACGCGCGUGCGGAGUACGAACAGUACGAGGCAGAGGCGGAAGUCGACCAGCUGGAGAGCGAGGUCGGCGAAGACGAGGACGGGGAGAAGAAGCCGAAGCCCAAGAAGCGAAAGAGGGAGAUGGAGACGCCUGCAAAGUCCAAGGCCAAGUCCAAGGCGAAGAAGGAGCCCUCAGAGACGCCCGCUAAGAAGAAGGCCACGGGCGGGAGAAAGAAGAACGGCACUAAAUCCAAUGCAAUGGUCGAAUCUGAAGACGAAGGUGGUGCCGACGCAGAUGCUCAUGCCUCGAGAGGCAAGGAAGAGUCAGCGCCACCCACGAAGAGGAGCAAGCGGGAGGAGGACGAGGCCGAUUCUGCACUAACGAACGAUCCGGAGGCUACGAAAGUCAAGGAUUGGAGACAUAAGCUGCAAAAGGCCUUCUUAAAUACUAAAGCUACUCCCAAGCCUGAGGAAAUGCCCGACUUGGACAAGCUAUUCACUACUGUCGAGACCUACGACAACAUGACGCUCGAAUAUCUGCAAUUCUCCAAGAUCGGCAAAGUUAUGCGCCACAUACACGCAUUAAAGACUGAGCAAGUUCCCCGAGACGACGAAUUCAAGUUCCGCGAACGCGCGAAGGUUCUUGUUGACAAGUGGCACGAAAUCCUGGACGCUAAGAAGGAGAAACCUGCCGGACCCAACGGCACGACCCCGGCCAAGAAGGAGGAAAAGGAGGAGAGCGAGGCGCCGAAAGCAGAAGCUGCGAAGGAAGAGGCGAAGGAAGAGGGCUCCGAGAAGAUGCAGGUCGACACGGCGGAGGGCCCUGCUCCUGCUGCGGAGCCCGAGGCAGCCCCAGCCGUGGAAGAGAAAGCCAACGAGAUGGACGUCGAGUCAACGGAAAAGCCCAAGGAAGAGGCUCCGGCGGAGGCGGCAGCAGGCGAUGUCUCUGCUGUGACGGAGCAGGGUGAUGUCUCCAUGGCAGAAUAAAACGCUCAUUUUGCCCUUGCUCGAAAACCCUAAGCGUGCGUCCUCUAUGCGGUAUGUCUACCGUGCACCCGGCAGCCCUACAUCCCUAUAUGCAUUGCAUUUUCACCGCCAACAACAGUGAUGUCCUCCGGCUGUCGCCCCUCAUGCCAGCCCGUCCUGUAUUUGCCCUGUCCCUUCCGAGCCGUAUAAUCGACCUUUUGGCACCUCCAGUCUUCACUUUUCUGUACUGUCCUUUUAUUUGCCAUACUCUACUUACUUGUGAAUAGGCCGAAUUGUAGGAGAUAUCAUAUGAGACCUACAUGUAUCAUGAUCUGUAUGCGCGGCGUGAAACGUGAGCUAUAAACGACGAUAGGAAACGUAUUCCUUUCUUCCUUAGGACCACCAGUGCCGUCAAUGGUUUUAGUACUGAGUUAAAGAAUCUCUUGCAGCUCCU
Messenger RNA from Gloeophyllum trabeum ATCC 11539, 1778 nucleotides. RefSeq names its product Tudor/PWWP/MBT. Lineage: Eukaryota; Fungi; Basidiomycota; Agaricomycetes; Gloeophyllales; Gloeophyllaceae. The record is from RefSeq and is a predicted model, not a curated record. Bases 38 to 1345 code for a protein of 435 amino acids. Gene Ontology annotation, biological process: regulation of transcription by RNA polymerase II. Gene Ontology annotation, molecular function: transcription coregulator activity; double-stranded DNA binding. Gene Ontology annotation, cellular component: nucleus. The transcript is spliced from 5 exons.